Labrus bergylta (ballan wrasse) is the source of this 4650-nucleotide messenger RNA. The record is from RefSeq and is a predicted model, not a curated record. NCBI's taxonomy places the organism in Eukaryota, Metazoa, Chordata, Actinopteri, Labriformes, Labridae.
UUGGAACCAGACCCGCUUUGUUCAACAGUAGGGGAGGGCAGACGAGCCCGAAUCGUUCAUUUCAGUCUUCAAGAGCGGACUCUCCUGUCUUAUCUUUUGUCUGUGUGUAACGUGUCUUUUAAACAUUUGUCUUUGGUGGAUUCUAUCGAGGGAUGUCAAAGCGAGUGCGAAGCAGAGAGGUCUGCGCUGACUGCAGUGCUCCGGAGCCACGCUGGGCCUCUGUUAAUAGGGGUGUUUUGAUCUGUGAUGAGUGCUGCAGCAUCCACAGAGGUCUUGGGCGACACAGCUCUCAAGUCCGACAUUUGACUCAUUCGUCAUGGCCAUCUUCUCAGCUACAGAUGGUCCAGACACUGUAUGGCAAUGGAGCUAAUUCCAUAUGGGAGCACAGCCUUCUGGAUCCUUCUUCCUCAACAACCGGGAAGCGCAAAGCCAACCCUCAGGACAGAGUACAUCCCAACAAGACGGAGUUCAUCAAGGGCAAAUACCAGAUGUUGGCAUAUGUCCAUCGGAUGCCUUGUCGGGAGGAUGACAGUGUUACCGCAAAAGACCUCAGCAAGCAACUUCAUUCCAGCGUUCGGACUGGAAACCUGGAGACCUGCCUCAGACUCUUAUCUUUGGGAGCACAGGCCAACUUCUUCCAUCCAGAGAAAGGAAACACCCCACUGCACAUAACAGCAAAAGCAGGACAGAUGUUACAGGCCGAACUGUUGGCAGUUUAUGGAGCUGAUCCCGGAGCUCUGGACUCGAGCGGGAAGACCCCCAUUGAUUAUGCAAGACAAGCUGGGCACCAGGAGCUGGCAGAGCGGCUGGUGGAGAUCCAGUAUGAGCUCACUGACCGAUUAACAUUUUACCUCUGUGGGAGAAGACCAGAUCACAGAAACGGGCAACACUUCAUCAUUCCACAGAUGGCAGACAGAAAUGACAGCCUGGAUUUGUCAGAGUUUGCAAAAGCUGCAAAGAAGAAGCUCCAGUCGCUAAGUAACCAUCAGUUUGAAGAACUUGCUAUGGAUGUUUAUGACGAAGUGGACAGAAGAGAAACGGAUGCAGUGUGGUUGGCCACCCAGAACCACAGCACACUUGUAACAGACACCACAGUUGUGCCUUUCCUGCCUGUCAACCCCGAGUACUCGUCCACCAGAAACCAGGGUCGUCAGAAACUGGCACGGUUUAGUGCUCAUGAAUUUGCCACACUGGUUAUCGAUAUUCUAACUGAUGCUAAACGGCGGCAGUGGGGUAAUUCCUGUGACAGUCCCAAAGAUAAUGUGGAGCUGAUCCUUCAGGGAAUCAACAGCCACCAUAACAGCGAGAGCCAAGACAACGACCAGCCGGAUUACGACAGUGUGGCGUCAGAUGAGGAUCCGGUGCAAGAGGCAACCUGUGGGGACAGCUGCAAUGAUAGAAGGACCAAGAGUUCAGAGUCAUCUGACCUCUCUGAUGGGCCAAUCACAGUGCAGGAAUUUUUGGAGGUAAAGACCGCCCUCACUGCGUCCGAAGCCAAAAUACAACAGCUUCUAAAAGUCAACUGUCACCUGAGUGAAGAGCUGCGGAUGAUGCAGAGCAAGCUGAGCUCCCUGCAGACUGAAAACACAUCGCUGCGAUGGCAGACCCCCAGUGGACAGCAGCAGCCCCAGGGGCCCUGUGGUCGACACCCACCCCGCGGAGGUCGCGCCAUAUCCAUGUAUGAGACGGGCUCCACUCCGAGACAGUUCCCCCACCGCGUCGACACGGCUCGGCAUGAGGACGGAGUCAUUUUACAACCUUUCCCGACUAAUAUUGGGAGGGGUCCUUUGGGGACGGCUGCUUCCUCCCUCCCUACCUUCCCCUCUUCCCUGUCCUGGUCGUGGGAUGAGAGAUCUCGAAGGGGCUGUAGUCUGGAGGGACAGAAUAUCAUGCUGGAGAAUGACUACGACAUGACGCCCAACCACUCUGAACUGGACGAACUGGCAGCCCUCUGCCAGGGUCUGACGCAGGCGAGCCGGGGGAAGACGGUGAGCGAGAUGCCACCCUGCCGUGCACAGAGGACGUCAUCUGUAAGACGGAGCAGAUCACUAAGAACAUACAAGAGCUUCUGAGAGCUGCACAGGAGACCAAACAUGAAAGCUUCCUGCCUUGUUCAGAAAAAAUCUGUGUGGCUGUGACUGAGAUGGCCGCCCUUUUUCCCAAGAGGCCGUCGUCAGAGACCGUGCGCGGGUCUCUGUGUCUGCUCACAUCGAGCGCCAGCCGGCUCCACGGAGAGUGCCAGAAGGCCGCGGAUCACAGUCCCUGCCCGGCGGACAUCCAGCUGGUCACUCAGCAGGUCAUCCAGUGCGCCUAUGACAUUGCCAAAGCUGCCAAGCAACUUGUCACUGUGACAACCAAAGAAAACAACAACUAGUAACUGAACCCCAAAGACAUUCCUGAUAAACACCCCAAAUACAGUUUAACGGUGUUGCUAAUUUUCCAAUUAAUUAGUGUUAACACCAUUUCCCCCCCCCUGAAUUAUCUAUGUAAGGCUCACAUACAUUCCUUAAGUUGAGAAAACAUUUAAAAAAAAAAAAAAAAAAAAAGCUUAACCAUUCAAAGUUAACGAUUAAUAAAAACAUUAGUUUUAUUUAGUUGUCUUUGUAUCAAGGUUAUAGGUAGUGAACGUCAUCUUUAAAAGUAGGACCGAAUCUGAUUCUACUCUUAACCUCACGAUGUGAAAGUAGUUGAAUCCACAAAAUGUCCUCAAGUGCAAUCCUGUGUGCGUACAUCCAAAACAAAUAGAACAAGUUAUUGAGUCUCAUACGUUGUACUUCUCCCCGUAGAGGUCAUCAGUGUAGCUCCUCCAGGUCAGACCAAUCUACAGUAGAUGAACUAUACUUAACACCGGUGACAUUAGUCGUUUCCCUAUAGCCGUUUUUAAGAUGCAAUGACAGUAUUUUAAUCUUGAAUCAUCAUGACACCGCUCGCUUUGAGUUUCAAAUGUUUGUUUCGUAAGCAAACUGUGAUUUUUAGAAAACCGCUUCACAAGAAUGAGCACCGUGUUGAGGCCAGCAGAUCCAGGAGUGUGCCAACGAUCAAUCCAUCCAGAAGCUCAUGUCACAGUUCAGUCCCUCCUCUCUGGUUUAAGACGUGUUUUUAGGUGAAGCAUCGAUAGUUUUGGAGUUAAGAUGUUACAGCCAUACUUCUGAUGUUGUGUGUAUGUGAAUGUGUGCUUGCAAGUGUGUGUGUGUGUGUGUGUGUGUGUGUGUGUGUGGGCAAUACUGUCACAGAGAAUGGCCCGAGGGCUCAUGUGAAACCCAAUUUUGAAUCAAUUUUAAUAGCAUUAUGCAAAUAUAUAAGAUGUAUGUAUCCAUGUAAUUCUUUAUCAGAAUAACCCAAAUGCUAUUCUAUUUAUGAACUUGUAUGUCAUACCUCUAAGAAAAUAUCAAUGUUUAUUUUUUCAUAAGCUUUUGUCUAACAUGAUGCUCCUCACAGACUAACUUGUGUUCUGAGGUUUGGGACAGCUCAGCCGGCAGUAAGUUAAAGGCACCUGGUGAAAAACGCUCUGUUUAAUUGAUGUGGCAUGCUAACUCCAGUGUUUUAGAUGCUACGUGGUCAAAUAUGUACAGCUGUGUUUUACAAUCACUGAUCACAGUUAAUAUCCUUUAGGAGUUAGAGUACUUGUUGUAAAACCUGGUGUCCUAUGUGCCACUCGUUGUGAGGCAGGAACGUUUAAACCAGGGGUGGACAGAGAAAAGAAAUCCCUGUUCAUUCAAUAUUCCUCCAGUAGACCAUCAGUUUUGUCUUCAGUUUAAAAAAAAAAAAAAGUGUAAGUAAUAAACACGUUACAUCUGGUCGACAUGAAAGAAUGCGACUGUAACAGUUUCAGUGUAAACGUUCAACCUCGUCCUCUUAAGAAUCAAAAAUUCUGGAGUAAUUUCCAAAGUGGUGAAAUUCUUUCAAAGCACAUUUCAGAACAGGUUUUCAUAGAUGAAUAAGUGAAUGUCCACAAAUUAAUUGUUUAUAUCUUCUGUUUAAAACAAAUGUCUUAAAAAUGUGUGUUUUUUUUUUUUUUUUUAACUUUGCAUUUACUUGAUGACCCUGCAACUAAAUUCCAUGGCCUAAGAGUCUGCUUUUGUUGGUUGUUUACUUGUGUUUAUAAAUUAUACAUUUGUAAAAAUAUUUUUUAUGGUGUAUUUUUAAUUCUGCCCUUUUCGUGAAAAAACAGUACGACUGGUUUAUAUUAGCUAGUAUGGCCACAAGCUUAUGAAAGUUUUUGGUCAAACUAGAUCAUGUGUUUUUUUGUUGUUUUUUGUUGUUUUGUUUUUACCCUUGAGUGUGAAUUAAACAAUGAUGCCAUUUUUGCUUAAGCUGUCAAACUUUAAACUUACAAGGGGAAUAAAAGCUGACUUUACUUUUAAAAGUUAGAUGGCUUUAAGUCUUUAUUUAAAACCCAAGUAUUGUAACAGAGCCAUGGGAGCAUUGGCUGAAAUUGUGCUUAUUAAACAACCUUAAAAUUACCUCAGAGCUCCUACAAAAUAAAGUUAAAAUACAGAUUUUCAAAGUAAUGGCUCGCUUUCAUGUAGGUAACUCUCCACUCCUGGUUUAACCCUGACAUUUAAUCCCCUGUAACUUUAAGCCUGCCGCUGCCUCUGUUGUUGAAACCAUACCUACCUUAGGUAUAAUAAAGUAUUAUCCAUACCUCAA